Messenger RNA from Histoplasma capsulatum G186AR, 339 nucleotides. RefSeq lists its product as uncharacterized. NCBI's taxonomy places the organism in Eukaryota, Fungi, Ascomycota, Eurotiomycetes, Onygenales, Ajellomycetaceae. The record is from RefSeq and is a predicted model, not a curated record. The coding region runs from base 1 to 339 and encodes 112 amino acids. The transcript is spliced from 2 exons.
AUGAACGAACCGGAUAUCAGCAAUCCGAAAAUGGCAUGUUGCAAAGCGGAAUAUGAUACUUCAGGUCAAAAAAGUCGUCACGCUGAAUUACAUAGCAAAGAUCAGAUAACCAAAGUUUCUCAAGUCGAAAAACUAAACGACAAAACAUCUAAGACCAAGGGAUCAACCGUAAAGGCUGAUUCUCCCAACGAAAAGCUUACCCUCCUAUGGAUCUGUUGCCAAAACUGUUAUUUACCAGGCCCUUAUUCUUCUCUCUAUCCACAGUGCCUGGGCUGUAAUACGUCGAGGUGUUCAAGGUGCAUUGAAAUGCUAGCUCAAGAGUCACCGAUCCUCGAGUAG